Messenger RNA from Seriola dumerili (greater amberjack), 1936 nucleotides. RefSeq names its product D(4) dopamine receptor-like. The transcript has 4 exons. Gene Ontology annotation, molecular function: dopamine neurotransmitter receptor activity, coupled via Gi/Go; G protein-coupled receptor activity. Gene Ontology annotation, biological process: adenylate cyclase-inhibiting dopamine receptor signaling pathway; adenylate cyclase-activating adrenergic receptor signaling pathway. Gene Ontology annotation, cellular component: plasma membrane. The record is from RefSeq and is a predicted model, not a curated record. Bases 543 to 1706 code for a protein of 387 amino acids. Lineage: Eukaryota; Metazoa; Chordata; Actinopteri; Carangiformes; Carangidae.
GCCUUUAGCAGGCUGCAGGUGAACGCACCGGAGUUGAAGACACCCGCAGCCCGAUGUGUGAACCGCGUCAGACCGCAAACCACUUCAGAUGGUCUUCACUCUUCAACAUGGGCUUCUAAGUGAGAUGUGGAUUUUCUCAACGUUAUUUUAAGAGGUAGCCUAAUUUGAGGAUUUUAACGCGUCUUUGAUCAAACUUCCUCUGAGUUUCUUCACGCUACAAAAUGCUUUUUCUCAAGAAAACAGACGGAACUUUAUCACUAUCGAUUACAUUUAUAUGAUUUGACGUUUUAAUGUGUUUCACUGUGUAAAUAGGAUCAAAUUUCACCUGCUUCCAUUCUGUUUUACGCGAGUUUUUGCGUAAAGUGCGCACCGGAGCGCUCUGGAGCAGCACAGUAGAGUCCGGUAGAGUCUUGAGUCGAGUCUCCAUGGCACUAUGAUGAGACCACAGUGUGAGGACCAGAGUCCGGCUCGGUAUACAUGAGAGCCCGGUGGCCGCGUUGCUGUGGCUCGGACCGGGACGGAGCGGAGGAGCCGCGGCGGAGAUGGCAGCCAACCUGAGCGUGGCGGCGGAGGCGGAGGCGCCGCUCCCAGACUCGGCCGCGGCGACGCGAUACAACUGGCCGGCCCUGGUGUUCGGGGUGCUGCUGAUAGUGGUGAUCAUCUGCGGGAACCUGCUGGUGUGUCUGAGCGUGUUCACCGAGAAGGCGCUGAAGACCACCACUAACUACUUCAUCGUCAGUCUGGCGGUGGCGGAUCUGAUGCUCGCGGUGCUCGUGCUGCCGCUCUUCGUCUUCUCAGAGUUUCAGGACGGCGUGUGGACCCUCAGCACCACCAUCUGUGACGGUCUGAUGACCAUGGAUGUGAUGCUGUGCACCGCCUCCAUCUUCAACCUCUGCGCCAUCAGCAUCGACAGGUUCAUCGCUGUGUUGAUCCCUCUCAACUACAACAGGAAGCACGUGGACCUGCGGCAGACAAUGCUGCUGUCGGCCACCUGGAUCCUGGCCCUGGCCGUGGCCUCGCCCGUCAUGUUCGGCAUCAAUAAUGUGCCUGGUCGCGACCCUGGUGAGUGCAAACUGGAGAACGACAACUACGUCCUCUACUCGUCUGUGUGCUCCUUCUUCAUCCCCUGUCCCAUUAUGCUGCUGCUGUACUGCGGCAUGUUUCGUGGCCUGCGGCGCUGGGAGGAGGCGCGUAAAGCCAAGCUGAGGAACAGCAUCCAGGCGUGUCGCAAGCUGCAGGAGGCCGCCGCCUCGCUGCCGCCACUGGCUUCCCUGCCGCCGCCGCUGCCACCCAUCAUAGAGCGGGAACUGACAGAUACUCCGGAUGAACCGUCCACCUUCCCGUCCACGGAUCGGCCCUUCCACUCAGAGUACAAAGACGGACCCGUGCGGACGGUGAGCUUUGCGGAGAUCAGGUUCAACCCUGACCCUCACAGGAGGAAGAGGGCCAAGAUCAACAGUCGGGAGAGGAAGGCCAUGAAGGUGCUUCCUGUUGUUGUGGGUGCCUUCCUGUUCUGCUGGACUCCUUUCUUUGUCCUGCACACAAUGCGAGCUCGCUGUCAGGACUGCCACGUCCCACCAGCCCUGAUGAGCGUGGUGACGUGGCUCGGGUACGUCAACAGUGCUCUGAACCCCGUCAUCUAUACUGUCUUCAACACAGAGUUUAGGAACUUCUUCAAAAAGUUUCUGCACCGCUGCUGCUCCUAGAACUGCACCGCUACCGCUGCAUGGACGAUUUCUAAACGUACAACAGCUGCAAUAGUCGCUAAUGACUGUUGGAUUUAGUGUCUUUAGUCUGUGAAUGUUGCCAUUGUUUCCUUCCUCUGUGAGGUUUUUAAUUUUUUUUUUUUUUACAUGCAACGACAGCAAAGUUUGUUUGAGCUUCAAGUUUCCUGUUAAGAAGCUUCAGUCUGAGGAACAAACUGUACAUAGGAUCA